CUCCGGCGACGGCUGGCGAGGGGGCGGGUACCAGGGCGCGGGUGCGUCGCGGAGAAAUGACGCAACGCCGCGGCUCCUUAAAGGCGCCGGCCUCUCGCGCGGCGGGUGGCGCAGGCGCGUUCCGGAGGCUGCCGUGUCUGUUCGCAGCGCUGAGAGCCGGGCCGCGCGGACGGGACGCGCGCUGGACGCGGGCGGCUCCAGGGGUCCGUUGGGGCGGCGUCCGGAGCCCGACGGGCGGGCUGAGGAGGGGGCGCCGCGAUGGCCGAGGGCAGCGCCGUGUCCGACCCGCAGCACGCCACGCGCCUGCUGAGAGCGCUCAGCUCUUUCCGCGAGGAGUCCCGCUUCUGCGACGCGCACCUGGUGCUCGACGGGGAGGAGAUCCCGGUGCAGAAGAACAUCUUGGCGGCGGCCAGCCCGUACAUCAGGACAAAGUUAAACUAUAAUCCUCCAAAAGAUGAUGGAUCAACCUAUAAGAUUGAACUUGAAGGGAUAUCGGUGAUGGUUAUGAGAGAGAUCCUGGAUUACAUCUUCAGUGGGCAGAUCCGGCUGAACGAAGACACCAUCCAGGAUGUUGUGCAGGCAGCAGACCUGCUGCUGCUGACGGAUCUUAAAACUCUGUGCUGUGAGUUCUUAGAAGGCUGCAUUGCCGCCGAGAACUGCAUCGGGAUCCGAGACUUUGCACUCCACUACUGCCUGCACCACGUCCAUUACCUGGCCACGGAAUACCUGGAGACGCACUUCCGAGAUGUUAGCAGCACAGAGGAAUUCCUAGAACUGAGUCCUCAAAAGCUUAAAGAAGUGAUUUCUCUUGAGAAGCUAAACGUUGGCAAUGAAAGAUAUGUGUUUGAAGCAGUCAUUCGAUGGAUAGCACAUGAUACAGAAAUAAGAAAGGUCCACAUGAAGGAUGUCAUGUCCGCGCUGUGGGUUUCAGGGCUGGACUCGAGCUACUUGCGGGAGCAGAUGCUGAACGAGCCGUUGGUGCGAGAGAUUGUCCGAGAGUGCAGCAACAUCCCCCUGAGCCAGCCGCAGCAGGGGGAGGCCAUGCUGGCCAGCUUCAAGCCCCGCGGCUACUCGGAGUGCAUCCUCACCGUCGGGGGAGAGGAAAGAGUUUCACGGAAGCCAACAGCAGCGAUGCGAUGUAUGUGCCCCCUUUACGACCCUAACCGGCAGCUGUGGAUUGAGCUGGCCCCCCUGAGCAUGGCGAGAAUCAACCAUGGAGUCCUCUCGGCAGAAGGAUUUUUGUUUGUGUUUGGGGGCCAAGAUGAGAAUAAGCAGACCCUGAGCUCAGGAGAAAAGUAUGACCCAGAUGCAAACACAUGGACUGCGUUGCCACCAAUGAACGAGGCAAGACAUAACUUUGGAAUUGUGGAGAUAGAUGGGAUGCUGUACGUUUUAGGAGGAGAAGAUGGUGAAAAAGAGCUCAUUUCCAUGGAAUGUUAUGAUAUUUAUUCUAAAACCUGGACGAAGCAACCUGAUUUAACCAUGGUUAGAAAGAUUGGCUGCUAUGCAGCUAUGAGAAAGAAAAUCUAUGCCAUGGGUGGAGGAUCGUAUGGAAAACUCUUCGAGUCUGUGGAAUGUUAUGACCCGCGGACCCAGCAGUGGACGGCUAUCUGUCCCCUGAAGGAGAGAAGGUUCGGAGCGGUGGCCUGUGGAGUCGCCAUGGAGCUGUAUGUAUUUGGGGGAGUCAGAAGUCGCGAGGACAUCCAGGGGGGCGAGAUGGUAACCUGCAAGUCGGAAUUCUACCACGAUGAGUUUAAAAGGUGGAUCUAUCUUAAUGACCAGAAUUUAUGCAUCCCGGCCAGCUCCUCUUUUGUGUACGGAGCUGUCCCCAUAGGAGCCAGUAUCUACGUCAUCGGCGAUCUGGACACAGGUACCAAUUACGACUACGUGCGCGAGUUCAAAAGGAGCACGGGAACCUGGCACCACACCAAGCCCCUCCUGCCCUCCGACCUCCGCCGCACCGGCUGUGCAGCCUUACGUAUCGCGAAUUGCAAGCUGUUCCGCCUGCAGCUCCAGCAGGGCCUGUUCCGCAUCCGCGUGCACUCACCUUGACGGGACGCCGCGCAGAAGCCGAGCUCCUGACCGGGCGCCGGGAUGCGGCGCUCUGCGAGGGGACAGAGAGGGCGGGCGACCCUUGCUCUGUGCCGGCCUCCGUGCGGUAACGCGGGUGGUUUUCUAACGCUUAGAAGCCGGGGCUUCAGCUCUCCUCCGGGAGAACACGUAACUGCUGAAAAACUACUGAGGAGGAAUCCGUUCCUCCAGUAGAUGUGUCCGGAGACCAACCGGGGCUAGUCCACGUCAGAGGGAAAGGGAGGUGGGGAUCCGUAUCGUGUAAAUUUUGGAAGUUGAGCUACUAAGGUGCAUGUUCCCCGCAGGGAACUCACGUCUGACUGACUGCUGUGUUCGAGUACCUGGCUUUGGUUAACAAACACCCGUAUAUGCAAAUCCACAUAUCCAAACAUAGCAGGAUUGCUUUUCCCCUGCACUUGGAAGGAGAUACUAUGCCUAACUCUGCCCGUCAGUUUAAGGUCUGUGCCUAAAAUGUUAGACUGGACUCAAUGCCAGUUAGUCUCCACUUACUGCUAGUUCUCUGUCCUAAGAAUCUUUUUUUAAACUAAGUCAUGGUGAAUUGAAACUAAGAUAAAAUUUCUCUCUCAUGACAUCCUAUCUUAGUGAUCUAAAGAGUCAGUACGUUAAGGAGUCAGGUGGCAGCCCUCCUGUGACUCUAAAGGAAGCUGCCAACUUCUGCGUCAACUCAGCUGAAGAUGCCUCGCGCCGUCGUUUCUGGGGUUGUAAUGGAUCUCAGCCCCUGCCCUUCUUCCUUUCCAAACAACUAGAACCCUUUAUAAAUAUGAGGAUAUUAGUGAGUAGGAGAUUUUAUGAAAGAAAGACUUGAGUCAGACAAAUAAUAAAGGUCUGCUAUGACCAAAAAGAAAAAAGAAAAAAAUGGUCCAGAGAAAAUAUAUAGGGAUCAAAAACUUUUAAAAAUAAUCUGUCUGAAAGCACACAGUUUUAUUUACUACUGUCUACGAUUUGAAAACAUGUCUUAGAAUGCGAAUCCAUGUUCAGAAUCUAAUCUUUGUAGCAGAAUUUUCUCAACGCCGUUCACUAGUAUGAGUUUCAGACAAAUUACAAGUAAAGUUUGGCUGGUAGAAUAAACUACCUCAACUUAAUUUCAUUCUGUUCAUAGUAGAGCAAAUUAAUGCUUUCCUCCUUUCCUCUCUCUCACUCCCUUGUCGACCCACUUGACCCCACUUCCCAUGGGGGGAGAAGGUCUGUUAUUAGUGGCACUUAACUUGUAAGAUAUUUUGUUUUCCAUUCGAAUUAUACCACCUUAGUAUGAAACCAGGGACUUCAAAGUGCUUGAUGACUUCAUCAUUUGAAUUUUAUGCAAUAUCAGAUUUCUAAUGAAUUUAAUAUAGAGCUCCUCAUUUCUAAUUGUUUUCUACAGCUUCACACCCCCCCCUUAGUAUAUGGCUGUAAGAAGCAGCAUUUAAUCUUAAUGAUUAAUAAAUGUAAAAAUGUAUCCUUUGGUUGUAAAUCUGAGAAUAGGAAUUUCUUCUAGAAACUUCCUACCUGGAAUGUUUGUAUGCUUGUCCCAUGCACAGGAAACAUUGCUUGUGUUUUCCCACCCAGGAACAGUACAGGGGGUACCUAGCUGUAGUUUUCUUCUUGUACCCGUUGGAAGUCAAUCCAAUGCUAGAAAAGGCGCUGAGCAGCCUUGCCUGUGGGGUUCUAAAGAAUGUUAUGGUGCACAUGAAGUCUGCACCCUGGCAGAAGGCAUGGGUAAAAGAAGGUGCAGAGUUUUUAUUUUCUCUUUCAGAGGCACUGGGCCAGGUUUGCCACCCACUCACAUAACACAGAUUUGACGCGUUAAGGCAAAGCCAGUCUCUUUGCUUUGUCCCCUGAACCAGUCAGCUGUUGUCUGCAGGCUUUCCCCAGGAUACUCUGGAUGUCUUUUAAUCAAAGCAACUGCAUGGUCACUGCAAAGAAAGAAAACUUUCUUUGUACAACUAGAUGUUAGUUUUAGAGGAAAUAAAUUGCUGAAAGAGUGGAUUUUCUUUAGUAAAACGUCCCAUAUAGAACAGAACCUCGGCCUUCAGAAGCCAUAACUGAGGUACAUUAAAGUGGUGACUGAUGUCCUGUUAAAGCCGUGACAGUCAGCAGUUCUCUUUUCUUUAACUUCUGAAGUUUAAAGUCCUUCCCAGGCUACUCCAGGCCUCUCCAAGGAGACAGUUCAUUGUUUAGGAGUGAAUGGGUCCCUGUUGCAAUAUUAUCAGUACCUGCGUGACUUGGUCAAUUCAUGUUAUAAAAGUAGUUCUUUUUUUUUUUUUUUUUUUUUAACUCAGUUCAUUGACACUGUAGCUGCAGGAAUUAGGUAACAUUUUUUAAAAUAAAUUUGCCACAUAAUAUGGGAUGCAAUAACCAACAAAAGCUGCUAAGUGCCAAACUGUUAUUUUAUUAUAUAUAAAUACAAAAACACUAUGUUGAAGUGUAGGGAUGUGUUUAAUUUUAUUAUAUUCAAAAGUAGUCAUGACUUUUUUGUAAAUUACAGUUACUUUAGUAUUGUGAAAUAAAUUUUAACUCAUUUCACAUAGGUUUGUGUUUUAACCAUCCACUUAUGCCUUGAAAUAUCCUUUCUCGGUAAAUUUUUGAUACUUCUUUUUCCAUAAGGCACUUUUACCAGGUGUAUAUUGGAAUUAGUGGCUAAAGAUAGAUCUUUACAUUUUAAAUACAAUAUCUUUGGGGGAAGUGCAAUUUAUUUUCAUUAUCCCGCCAACAGAAGGAAAGUUGUCUCAGGUUAGAGUAAGUGAAUAUUUAAAGGAUUUCUUCUAGGCUACGGUCUAAAGUAAGUUUGUUUCUUUGUUUAACUCAUCCAAAUACAUAUUUUUUUUUAAAGAUUUAACUGUUUAAUUUAAAAUGAAGUUUUAAAUUUUUUUGUGUGAUAGUGCUUAUAUCCUGUGAGAUGUAAAAGUGUGAGAGAGAGAGUGUGUGAGAGAGUGUGUGUGUGUGUGUGUGUGAUGUGACUUGGUAAGUCUGUUUGUGUAUGUUUACUUUUGGAAUUGUCGUUCCAAACGACACGUAUUAUUGUCUCCUGGUGCUUCAGAUAAAUUCUUGAGCCUGUGGCCCUUCAGUUUAUACUACUGUGUUAAACUCAUGUUGAGUGUGUAUAUUGAUGUAUUUGUAGUUGGUAAUAAGCUUUACUUGGCGUUUGCAUUUCUUUUCUUUAGCAUGUUAAAAACAGUGUUUACCAACUCCUGGUUGGUAUGCUAUAAAGAUUUGGCCUAAGAAAUUUCUAAAUUCGUUGUUUCUUUCACUGCUGUGAGGAGUUGCUAGCCAACAGUAGGCAUUUUUCAAGUUGUGCGACAACCGAAAAAGAGUACUUGGGGGAUGUUGUACAGCAUAUUGUUAGUCUUGAAGUGUUCUGUUAUCUUGCACCACCACUUUAAUGAUGGCACUUUUUUCAGUGAUGCUUUGGAAGUGCCAUAUUGUCACUUAUGAGUGGGGAGCUCCCUAGACAAUGCACGGGAGAGACAGCCUUUGUAUUGACGUGGUAAAGACAGGGCUCCUUUGCUGUGGCACUGCAGUUACUCAGGGUAGCAAGUUAGGUUUGUAGAGAAACGUGUUAGCUGCUUUGGUCCAUUGGAGUUCUGUUUGGUGCCUUCCCACUUCAUUGCUCCCAACCAGGGAUCCCCGAAAGUUUUCCAAGGAACAUUACAAACACUGCAGUGUUACCUUCCAGACGGUUAGCUUUCUUGAUUCAGGAGGAGGCUGCCUGUGGUCAGGUGAAGACACGUAAUUAUCUGGGGAAAGAAUGAGGUGGCACUUUCACCACAUCAGUUUUGAAAAUGCUGAAAACCCCUUUCAGAGCACCCAGUGGAAGGGAAGGGCAGGGCAGGGCAAGGCUGCUGUGGUUCAGGGGCCGCCCCUGGAGCCGUGAGAGAAGAGACUCCCGCUGGAGCAGAAAAGCCCGUCCUAGGUUUAAUCAGCAGUGUCGAAUGAGCACCUACUCAGAAUCCUGCUUGGGUUUAUGGGGGGCUUCACAGUGAGGCAGAUGAAAGCCUGCCCUCUCUCUAGAUUGUAAAACUCCUUGUGGGCGGGGACCCUGCCUUAGUCUUCUGCUAAUCCUAGUGCUUGGCGCACAGUAAGUAGUCAAUAAAUGACCCAUGAAUAUAGUGUCCUUGCGAUCCAAAUGACGUGCUUCAUGGGAUUGAAAGGGACUUACUUUGAAAUGAGAUUUUAAUUGAGAAACUUUGUAUACAGAUAGGCCGGCCUCAUAAUACAGAGCAGGAAACCAGUACAGAAUGAAAAAUGCAAAGUGCCUGACUUACGUGAUGCGCAACUCUGUGGUCUCCAUACGUUCUGGAGGAUUUUUGAGGCCCUGUGCUCAGUACACCUAAUAAUGUUUAUCACAUUUAAUGUUGGGUUUUGUUCACUGCUUUUUAUAUGGGGCUCAAAAUCUCUUCCAGAACAUACUGCUUUGAUCCUCACAUCUCUGUGGUGGGUGCAGUGCUCUCCAGUGGACAGAAAGCAGCCUUGGAAGCCCAGUAGAUAGAGCUUCAUUCCCCGCUUCAGAUGUGAGUAGAAACCAAAAAGCGGAAUCCAGUCUUUGGAGUAUUUCACUGUUCAGGCUGUUGGAAUAUCACUUCAUUUUCUUGGCAUACGAGUAUUUUUAACCCCCAAACAUAUCCUUUGCAAGUUGCACAAAUAUAAACUAAAAGAGCUUUGGUUUUCUGUGUCAGUUAUCUAAGGGAAAUUUACUAAGAAUUUACUAAAGUCCUAAGAACAGAAGUCACAAGUGUUUGUGUUUGAGAGAGAAGCUGUUUUUACUUUUAAAAGCCAAAGCUUCGCUUAUCCUUCCCUUUCCUACCGCAUGUAAUAAGUGAGGGGAAAGAUAUUGUGUCUUAGAAUGUUGAGGAAAGCAUUUUGCUAGCUUUCUAGUAAUCCCUGAACUAUUCCUUAUAGCUGGUUCAGAAAUGAUAGAAGUUUAUGGUACAAGGGUGAGGAAGGACCCACUUGCCCACAUUUGAGGAGAACGUGAACUCAGGUGAGUUAGUCCUGCCUGCUGGCACUGAAGUCCCACUGGUGUUCAACUGGAGACUUCCUCUAUUUUUUUUGGCAAACCAGCUAGUAAAACUUCUGAAUUUCUUGUAUUUUUUUCAGAGGUAAUUCUAUUAUUUUAAUUUUAAACAUAUCUCACCUUUGUCUCGUUGCAAUAUGAGAGCACAGAUGUAACUGUGUAUUCUUUGGUCUGAUGCGUACCAUUUAGGAAAGUUAGUUCUUAUUCAAUUCUAUCAUUGAGAUUCUCUAAGUGAAUGGAUUUUUAAACUCCUUCCCUUUCUUAUGAAAUCAAAUAUCUAAUAACAUUGCAUAAUUAUCUAGUGAGAAAUGUCUGUUGCCUUCUCUUUUCUUUUUCAUGUUGAAGUAAAAACUAAUCUUUUAACAUUACUACUCAACUGAAAUUUGGGCUGAUUAGAAUUUUUUUUUUUUAAAUUGACGUCCUCGUGGCCCAACAGAGUUGUCGUAAAUUCUUAAAUCACUGUGAUUUGAAUUAGAGAAGGCGCAGGUAGGAGGGAUGACAACCCACAGAGUCUGGGUACACGCUGCAUAAGAUGACGCAGAGAAAGCUCAGCCACUUCCUGCGACCCAAGUAAAUAAGUGGCCACGUCCAACAGUUCAGCUCCCAAGUGGCUGUGGGUUCGUCUUUCUUUCUGGUUGGUGGAUUAUAUUUAUUAGAACUUCAUUUUGAGCAUUUCAGUACAGGUUUUCAAGUACCUUAUUUUUAUUCCUCUCACUUACCAACUAUACACAAGGUGUAGCUUAGAACCUUGGGUCAAAUUUUUUCACGUUAAACCGAGGAACUUGGUUCAAAGAUGACUACAUAGGUAGUUUGCUUUAUCGUGUUUCCUGCUUAAUUGGAUGAGAGUUACGCAGGCACUUAUCCCCUUGUUCUUCGUGUUGAUAGGAAAGACUGUUCUCGGCUACCUCAUUAUGUAGUGUUAUGCUUGAGCCCCUGCCAGUUUAGAAGAAUUCAACACAUUCUGUCCUUUAACAAAAGCCUGGAAGCAAGCAGUAAGCGGCCUUGAGGAAUACAAUUCUCUAAGGCGUAGUUUCCAUUUUACUCCUUUUUUUUUUUAAUAGGCACUUUUAAUCAGGAGGAACAAUAAUUCUCCUAGAGCUGCUGCGAAGUGAUUACUUGAAACUCAACUUGAACUUUAAAGAGUCUUUACAAGGCGAUGUUUUCAUAAUGUAGAAAAGUAGUAUGUUUAACGCCACCACUGUGUAAAAUAGAGGGCUUCCUUGCCAUCCUCAUUCAGAUCAGACAGGCAAACCCAUCUGUCUGUAACGUGACCCAGUGUUUGGGAUUUAGAUGCUUGGGGCUACUGUUUUUCAUAUUCUAUAAGGUGCUAUUGGGAGCAGUUUAAGGGUCUGUUAAGUGUAUUUUCAUGAAUUUGUUUCCCAGGAAUCUUAAUUUUGAUGAAAGUAUAGGGCUCAUCACGAAAUUCAUCCUCUCCUUUAGUUCUGAUAACCCGGGGUUUUAAAAUGAAACUCUGAAAGUGUAGGGCUGAGUUGACCAAACAACAUAGAAUCGCAUUAUACUUAAAAUCACGAGUGAUCGGAUCUGUUUUGCAUGUCAGUGGAAUGUCCCUCCUGUACGUGUCAUCUGUACAGGGCGUGUGUGGGUACUGUCCUCCCUGGCAUCUGUCAGCCUGCCUGGCUGGUGAGUUAGGGAGAGCUGCAGGGGCCCAUCAGUCCUUGUAGACACUGCUUCCCUUCUGGGGGUGAUUUCUUACAGGAAUAACCCAGGACCCCUCAUGGCCAGAAAGAAUUAUGCCUGUCCCUAAAAACCUAGCGUUCUGGGAAUAAUUUACAUACCAGGUAGAAUCUAAAAGCGUAACUGUCCCUGUGCAUUAAUAAGAUUUAAUGGUUGUACUUGUGCUUUUUUGGACUAAAGGGCUUGCUCCUGACAGGACAGCUCUGGCAAAGUUCUCCUCGGGUGGAUCGAGCUGUUGGCCAUGAGGCAUUCCCUUAGGUGGUUUCUAAGAGAACCAAGGCUCUCCCCUCUAAUGCCCCAAGCUUUCUUAUUGUAAUUAUUUUGAGAAAAAUAUCUGGAAACAUUCCCUGUACUGUCCCACUUGAACCCAGUGGUUGUGAGCACGUGUGGGCUUUGGGGCCGGAGGCAUGUGGGUUUGAAGAUACUGACCUCCGACUGCUUCGUGAGCUUGGAAACCCUUUACCCCAUAGGAAGAGAUGAUGGGUUUUUACCUGCUGGGGUUGCUGUGAGGAGUCAGUGGAGUAAGGAAGGUGAGAACUUGGUGCCUUGCACACAGAUGGGGUGGUUGGAAGCUCAGCUGCUCUUGCCAGCCGUCUCGGCCUCGAGUCACGCCAAGUCACGGAUGGUCUCAGCUACCGCCCCUCGCUCAGUGUCCCCAGCCUUAGUGCUUUCUUCGUUCUCAUGUCUGCCACCACGGUACACGAGUGAGUGUAUAUUUGCACUUACAAAAUUCUUUAUUCUCUAGGUCCCUGACACCACUCUUCUUCUAAAUUUAAUUCUAGACAGUGGAAACUGCCCAGAAAUACGUGUUUAGAAUUUUUAGAGUGGUUAUAAAUAUCCCUUAUUUAUUAGGGUUUGCCUAAUGAAGUACUCUAAUAAUAUUUAAAACUCUCUCCCGAAGUUGAAUUUUUCUUUUUUUCCCUAAACUGUCAAAGGUAGCAGCCUAUAUUAGUCAAAUAAACUGGAUGUUUUCUGGAUCCCUGUUUGAGAUCAGUAUACCUAAACUAUGCUUUCUGAAUUGGGAUGUUGUGCGGAACCUAAAAACAAACAAACUUUGUUACGUGUGUGUGUGUGCGUGCGUGUGUGUGUGUGUGUGUGUGUGUGUGUGUGUGUGUGUGUUUAGAACUUCUGUACUUUCAGAUACAGAAGGGUUAUUUAACAAAGUGCUGCCGACAGUGAGCGACUUAAUCCUUUUAUAAAAUCACUUCUUUUCCAGUUCAGAUUAUGGACUGGUGCAUUCAGUGGUGCGUGACAUACCCAGCUUAUCUUGAUUUCAGUAAGACAUUUGAUAAAGUCAUUCUUGAUAUUUUUGUGAUUGAGAAAAGGAAGUAGAAAUAGGUUUAAAAGGACUAAGAAAUGCCCGGGCAGUGUUGAUAAGAGCAAGCCCUUGUGUCAGCAUGGAUGGGGGUAACCUAGCAGUGUGUGUUUUUAACGUUUUCAUUAGGGACUUGUACAAAAAUGUAGACGGCAGAGGAAAGUGUUGGGUGUUAGUGCUUUUUUUGCAUCCUAAUAACACAGCUAAGCAUAGUAUUAUGUCCAGGUUCAGAGAAGAUCGUUCCCAAAUGUAAGGGAAAGAAGAAAGUGGGGGGGAGGGCGGAGGGGGCACCAUUGAUAAUUUGAACAUAAGCCAGCUGUUUAAAAAAAUAGUGCCCUUGUCUGUUUGGGGGGCUGGUAGUCUGAAGAGGAAGUCUGCUCCGUCCGCGUGCUGCAUUGAUAGGCCCAGGGAACCGACUGAGCUGCCGGUUCCGGGCACCAGAGUCUGGGAGGCCACCCAGAGGAUGACAGCCAAGGUGACAGGGCAUUAAGGAAGUGUAGCAAGAAUCUCUGGAGGCCCCAGGCUCCGGCCAGCUGUGGGGGCUUUAGAAGGAGCAAAUGCGCGGGGCCCAGAGCACCUCGCCCAGGCCAACAGGUGGGAACGGUAGAGGCAGAAUGUUUCUGUCACUGUUAGAACUUUCUAGAGUUACCUCAUGAUAAAAUGCGUGCCUCCUGUGGUUCUCAGUGCUCAGCUCUGAGGAUCACCCCAAGAAUGCCCCCAGCAGCUGUGGCUAGUGGGUGUGACAGUGUCAGCCAGGCGAGUCUUGCACGGUGCCAGGAUGUUGUCACAGACGCCAAAGCUUCUUGCAGACAAACGGUUCUGUGAGCAGUUUAGUAAAAAAGGGGGAAGAGUAACAUUUGUACUUUAGCUUUUACAUUAGUUUUGAGGAAAAGGGACUUUGUUCCUCCUGACGUGUGCUCUCUCCUGUCCUCCCUCCCCUCUGUCCUCUCUCCCCACCACCCACUCACCAUCCCACGACUGCAGCCGGCUUCAGCAGAACCUUCAGAAGUAGACCCGCUUCUGGAGAUUUCCCUAAAACCAUGUUGUCAACUGAACAAUGAUUCUUACUGUUUAUAUACUCUUUGUUCUAAAUCCCUCAGCACCUCUGCAGACUUAAGGACGCUGAUAAGUAAAAAUCAGACUCUUUUAAGCAGGGCCUGGGUGACCCGUGGCCCGGGAUGCUGUCGAGGGAACUGUGUCCUGGGGAGAGUUGGGUCGGCGACCCCUUCCAGCUCCAGGAAUGGGUCCCUUGCUGAUGGGUUCUUUGUCGGCUCUUGAGGAGCUUUUCCGGAGGACCUGCCUCAUCUUGGGUUCUGUCUCUUACUCUUCUAUGAAAGCCCCCGCGGUCUUCCUCCCAGUUCUGGGGGUGGGGGGGCCACUCCCCCUGUGUGUCUCUUCCUGACCCCACCUGCCCAGAGCACAGGGACCGAGCAGGACUUGGGAUGGACGCCCAAGUCCAGGUCCGGGCCCGUGGGAGGGAGCCGUCCACGUUGUUUCCCGGUGUGUCUUCUCAUCCCGUUGGUUACCUGCACUCAUUAAAAACCCUUUGUUUGGACCACGGUUCCUUUCCCUCCCUGUGCCUCCCUGUGCCUGCACGGACUGAGGGUGGGAUCUCUGAGGAGGACACAGGCCCUUCCUGCAGUUGGCCUUUCUUCCUGGGCCAGUUGAGGAACUUCAGUCACGGGGGAAGGAGGUGAUUUUGGUUGUGUUCUUAAGUGUACCCUUGUUUACAUAUGUUUCUUGGCAGUCUGUUCUCAUCCCAUGACCUCUCCCAGCAUUUUUUUUUUAACUGCUUGAAUUGUGAGCAGCCCCCCGCAAAAGAGGGGGCCGCUCUUCUGGUUCCCCAGACCAUUUGCCUAAAAACAUGUGUCAAAAAGUCAUUCUUCGGGAGCCCCCGACCUGGCCUUUGUGACCAGCACUUUCCGCUGUCAGAGAGCCAGACCGGUCACCCAGGCCGGGCAGCUGCCAGCGUUUGCACUGCUCUUCUCCUUUCGUGUGAGAACUUUGGGGCCCAGAGCCUCGCCCCCUCCUCCACCUCCCCCCACCAAGACACGGCCAAGUGCGUCUCUGCGGCUCCUGAAGCAACUAGACUAGAACAGCCUCCCUGGGGUCCGGGUUGGCCCCACCUUCCACGCCUGCCCUGGAGGUUCUCGGGGCUCCUCUCUGAGUCAGAAGGGGCCCCAGAUGCCACACGUACUACCUCAGCACCCAGCCCGCAGGCACCGUGCGGGCCCCGUGUUGUCCUUUUCUCUCGUUUAGCUCUGAUGAAAAACACACUGCAUUCCAACUUAUGAAUAGGGUCAGAAAUCAGAAUUCCUCAUUUACAGUAAGAGAGAGACCAUCUUUUCAUAUUGUUUUCAAAAGGAAUUUUUGCCUCAGAAGAAACUCCAGAAAAUAGAUGUAUUGUUGUUAACCUAAGCGUAUGCUCAUUGAAUUUGAGUCUAUGCUUUAUAAAAAAUUACCUAGGAUCUGGUACGUGGGGCAAAAGGGUAUCAUCAGCUUAAAAACAAACUUUCAGUGUCGGUGAGUUUAUGGCAUUGUUUUCCUACAGGGGACCUCAAAAUUCAAGUUCUGCAUGACAGAGAUCAGCCAGGUUCCACAGGGUAGAUGAUUUUAUGGUGGGAAAUGUCUCAAGUGGCCUUUAGUUGAGAAAAGCACAGGCUGUUUAGCAACACUUGCUUAAUUAAAUAUCAGUGGCUUUUUCUGCUGAUGGGAUUCUUUUCACUUUGACUCAUCUGUAACACAGCUUUUGUUCGGUUCCUCAUUCCUAUACCCCUCCAAGUCACCAGUGACAUAGCGAUACUUGUUUUGUUUUGAAUCACACCACUUGUGAAUUGUGGCGACCAUGGAAAAAUAAUCACAUUUUCGGCAGAACUUUUGAACACCCAUCCCAGCCCGUUCUGCAGUUGCGUCAGCAGACCUGGGGGUGAUCAGUGGAUUUAACAAAAGCACCUCCCUCCUCCACCCCUUCCCUCCCAUGCUCAUCAGAAGCUACUGUAGAAGCACCUCACGCAGGCUCUGGCAGACUUCAUUUUCUCACUGUGUGUUCCUGGGGACAGAGAUACGCGUACCUGUCUGUGAAUGGGGUCCAUCCAUCACUCAUUCUAAACGUGUGGAUUCAUUCAUUUUCUCUCACUGAUCCCAGUCUUCCGCUGUGAGAGAAGACCACCAAGGGAAUUCCUUGAAACAGGGCCAUAAAUCCAGUUUGACUCUCCCAGGCUCAAGGCUGGUCUUCACAGUGGGGCCUGGUCCGGCAGAACAGCCAGCGACACUCCUGUUGGCUGGUUGCCUGCGUGGUACCAGCCGCCAUAUGUGACAGUCACGCUGGUCAAGAACCAGUUUUCAGCACACCCUUGCUUUGUCGUUUUGAUGCUUUUAAUACCAUAACGCAAAGUCCAUGAAUACCAAAUUCCCAAAAUACUAGAUCAAAAUUCAUCCUUUUAAACUCAGAUCUUUGUUUAAUUAACAUAUCUAUAUUGUCUGACAUGGUACAUAGGGAAGAGUUUUUAAUUUAAGUCCUGCAGCUUUUAUCAUCUGGUAAGAUUCCAAGUUGAGCAGUCUACUUAGACGUGUAUUCAGAUGAGGUUACGUUGUGUGCGAUAAGUUGGUCUUUAAAGAAAGACCUACCACUGAGAAAAACAGAGAUUUGCAAUGAAAUAUGCAUAAGCUAGACGAAGGACAUUCUUUGGAAAGUUCAAAGUAUUUCAAGUACCGGGAAGUUGCAACUUGUAGAAUUAUCCUCCCUGAAUUCAGUAGGAUAGCAGAGAAAUUGUGCUAAUGUAAUUUCAUUGAAACGUCACGUCUUGAACAUCCUGUGGUCCAAGUGAAUUCCUUUGUCCUGUGGAGUAAUUUUCUGUUCCGUUGCUGGUAUGAACUUUUAGUGAAGUUGAAGUGAUUUUGAAUUAGUAACCUUUCUUACAAAGUUGCUUUAUGGUUUACAAGUAAUACUGAUGCAAAGAGGCUAUGUUAACUUCCUUAAAUUCAGUAGCACGCACUUUGUUUACCUGCUUUGGUUUUUUGUGGGGUAACUACGGGGUCAUCCCGUUUCACGAGCACAGGAUUUGUGCUUUGGGAACAUACUGCAAUUGUGCUGUUCUCUUGUACCAAGGAUCAGUGAAAGUGUUUUAUCUUUUUUAUGUAGUUUGUAUUGACUGGAUUUUAUAACUGUAAGAAAACAGAAACAGAGUGUUGUAUUUUGACCUGAAAUUUGUCUAUGGUAAAGUAAUUUUGUUUUAUGUAUUGGAAGUUCAUUUAAAACUUGAAAUAUUUUCUAGAAGGGUACCGAACAAACGAGUUGUCUUUAAGCUGUUUAAUUAACCUAAUAAAACAAUUUGAUGGGGAAG
Hippopotamus amphibius kiboko is the source of this 14434-nucleotide messenger RNA. RefSeq names its product gigaxonin (gene GAN). Gene Ontology annotation, molecular function: protein binding. Lineage: Eukaryota; Metazoa; Chordata; Mammalia; Artiodactyla; Hippopotamidae. The transcript has 11 exons. Gene Ontology annotation, biological process: cytoskeleton organization. The coding region runs from base 259 to 2052 and encodes 597 amino acids. The record is from RefSeq and is a predicted model, not a curated record.